UUUUUUUUUUUUUGAGACAAAGUCUCCCUCUGUUGCCCAUGCUGGAGUGCAAUGGCAGUUUCUUGGCUCACUGCAACCUCCACCUCCCGGGUUCAGGCGAUUCUCCUGUCUCAGCCAUAGUAGCAGCUAAGAUUACAGGGGCCCACCACCAUGCCCUGUUAAUUUUUCCCCCCCAUACAGAGUCUUGCUCUGUCACCCAGGCUGGAGUGCAGUGGCAAGAUCGGCUCACUGCAACCUCCGCCUCCUGGGUUCAAGCAAUUCUCUUGCCUCAACCUCCCCAGUAGCUGGAAUUACCAGCGCCCGCCACCACACCCGGCUAAUUUUUGUAUUUUUAGUAGAGAUGGGGUUUCACCAUUUUGGCCAGUCUGGUCUUGAACUCCUGACCUCGUGAUCCACCCGCCUUGGCCUCCCAACGUAUUGGGAUUACAGGCGUCAGCUACUGUGCCUGGCCAAAUAUUUUGUAUCUUUAGUAGAGACGGGGUUUCACCACGUUGGCCAAGCUGGUCUUGAACUCCUGAUCUCCAGUAAUCCACUGCCCUCGGCCUCCCAAAGUGUUGGGAUUACAGGCGUGAGCCACUGCGCCAAGUCAACUUCCUUUUUUUUGAGAACCAGUCUCGCUCUGUCGCCCAGGCUGAAGUGCAGUGGCGCGAUCUCGGCUCACUGCAACCUCCGCCUCCUGGGUUCAAGCGAUUCUCCUGUCUCGCCCUCCCGAGUAGCUGGGACUAGAGGCGUGUGCCACCACACCCGGCUGAUUUUUUUUAUUUUUAGUAGAGACGGGGUUUCACCAUGUUAACCAGGAUGGUCUCAAUGUCCUGACCUCGUGAUCUGCCCGCCUCUGCCUCCCAAAGCGCUGGGAUUACAGGCGUGAGCCACCGCGCCCGGCUCCUUCCUUUUUUUUUUGACACAGGGUCUCACUCUGUCGCCCAGGUUGGAGUGCUCACUGCAACCUCCGCCUCCCGGGUUCGGGGUUCGAGCUAUCCUCCCGCCUCAUACUCCCUAGUAUUUGGCAUUACAAGCACGUGCCACCAUGCCCUGCUAAUUAGUAAUUUCAGUAGAGAUGGGGUUUCACCAUGUUGGACAGGCUGGUCCUGAACUCCUGACCUCAGGUGAUCCGCCCACCGAACUUCCCAAAGUACUGGGCUUAUAGGCGUGAGCCACAGGCGCCCUGCCCAAUUUCCCUUUUUAAUGACAUUUGAGCUAGGGUCCAGGUUUCCUAGCUCCCACUACCUGUCCUGCACAACACAGACACUAAAUACCUUAUUGCUCAUUAUGAAGCCCCAUUCUUCAGAAAGGUUUUAUAGCACUUUCGUUAAACCUCCUUCCUGUUCAAAAUGCAGCGCACUAGAGUAUUUUUCCCCUACUCCACCGUUAAGCGACCUCUUCUUAAGCAGGACUGUUUUGGGUCUCUUGGUUGCUAUCCCCUACUACACCCUACUAAUAUGUUGCACGAAGCGACGGGGAACCCUUCUGCCCCAAACGAUGUGAGUGGAAACACAAUGUCCUACUCUCUCCAUUCCCAGAAACAUAGACUCUCCCCUCAAAUAUCCUUCCUGGCUCAUCUACAGCCCUAAGGUCUCAAGGUAGGGGCAAAAGCCCGCCCCAAUUGGCAAAUGCUCCUCCUCCGCCAAGAACCUCGAAUUUCCGCUGUCCCUGGACAGAGCCUCCAACCUUAAGAAAAAUGGCGAGGUGGACCCAGGCCCUUGAUUCUGAAGUGAGCCCUUUUCCACAGCACAGGCUUUUCACAGGUUUUUGUGGUGGAAUGAUUACUCAGUGAGCUGAUUUACUCCCUCAAGAGUAACCAACGCUCCAUUUCAGUUCUCCAGAAUCCCAACUCCGUGUCCCUCCGCCUCGGCCUUGCCUCCCACUGCCAACGCAGCCGUUUCUCAGAGAAAUCGCCGAAGGCGCAUGGCAGGGCAGUUGGGCGACUAACGGUUUUCUAACGCGAGAGGACAGCGCGGGAGGAGAGGCGGGAACGCGUAGGGACUAGCAGGGGACGGGGUGGGGGUGGGGUGGCGGACGAAGGGCGGGGCCGGCGCCAGGAAGGAUCGCGAAGGAGCUGGGAGGCCCCGCCUUUUCCGUAGAUAUCUCUAGAAAGCCGCGCCGGAGCCCGAAAACAAGGACUGCGCACGCGCGGCGGCAGGGCCCGGGCAUUUUGCUGCGUCACCAGCCGCCGCCCGGCCUCACCACCCCUCGUUUGCACGCACGCACGUUCGUUCUCCGUCCUCGCGCCCCUUUUCCUACACUUUCCUCUUCUCCCCGACCGGAGGAGCCGCUCUUUCCGCGCGGUGCAUUCUGGGGACCGAGGUCGAGCCCGCCGCUGCCGCCGUCGCCUGAGGGAAGCGAGAAGAGGCCGCGACCGGAGAGAAAAAGCGGAGUCGCCACUGGAGAGAAGUCGACUGCCUAGCAGCAGCCGCCCCAGAGAGGCCCGCCCACCCGUUCGCCCGUCCCCCUGCCCCGUUCACAAUGUGAGUGCGACACCCCGCCGAGGGAAGGUCGCCGAGUGAGGCCGAGGGAAGGUCGCCGAGUGAGGCCGAGGCCGCGUUGGGGGCUCCCUGGAAACGGCCCCCUAGCCUUUCUCGCAUCGGUGGUGGCAGUCGUUCCUGCCUGGGGGCGGGAGGUCCAGGAUCCUUGUUCCGGUUACUGUUGGCGGGUGGAGGACAUUUUUCCUCCAGAUGGCUGCUUCCCCCACCCCUGAACCGUCCCUUGGCUUCCCCAUGCGGGAAAUCCUACUUUUACCCCUUUGGCUGUCUGGGCUACUCGCCUCUUUCGGUAACUUCACCCUAGGCCUUAAGAUCCCGGUAGCUGCUCGCCAUGCGGCGCCCUGAAGCGUGAACCUUCGUGGGUCGCCUCUCGGCUGCUUGGGCGCUUCGGUUCUGUUGCUCUGUGGUCCCGGGGCCAGGCCCUGAGUCGAGUGCACGUGUGGUGGGUGCCGCCAGGUGCCUGGCGGAGCUCCUGGGAGAGCCCCACGCGGACCUCGCCAUGAGCGGCAGGUACUGCUAGGCAACUAGAAGGAAGCCAUGCCCACGCCGAAACAUACUUCCCUCUCCAGUGUCUGGGUUUCUUGAGUGUGGGUACUUCCAGUCCGCCUCCUAAUUCCAGUCUCUUGAAAACACGGGAGGUUGCCAAAACUCAGCUGCUUCCCUGGCAGCGAGGAGUUACCAUUGAGCAGGUAGUUCCGCACGUGUCGACUUUGGAAAGAUACGGACAUUUUCUGUGUUCCAUGUUCAACUUCAGGCAACCUGCUUCUGCAAAGUGGUACGAUCGAAGGGACUACGUCUUCAUUGAAUUUUGUGUUGAAGACAGUAAGGAUGUUAAUGUAAAUUUUGAAAAAUCCAAACUUACAUUCAGUUGUCUCGGAGGAAGUGAUAAUUUUAAGCAUUUAAAUGAAAUUGAUCUUUUUCACUGUAUUGAUCCAAAUGAUUCCAAGCAUAAAAGAACAGACAGAUCAAUUUUAUGUUGUUUACGAAAAGGAGAAUCUGGCCAGUCAUGGCCAAGGUUAACAAAAGAAAGGGCAAAGCUUAAUUGGCUUAGUGUCGACUUCAAUAAUUGGAAAGACUGGGAAGAUGAUUCAGAUGAAGACAUGUCUAAUUUUGAUCGUUUCUCUGAGAUGAUGAACAACAUGGGUGGUGAUGAGGAUGUAGAUUUACCAGAAGUAGAUGGAGCAGAUGAUGAUUCACAAGACAGUGAUGAUGAAAAAAUGCCAGAUCUGGAGUAAGGAAUAUUGUCAUCACCUGGAUUUUGAGAAAGAAAAAUAACUUCUUUGCAAGAUUUCAUAAUUGAGAGAAUUCCUGAGUUGAUAGCUCUAAAGGCAGAUGCUGUAUUUGCCUACUUUAACCCAUUUUUCAACCUGUUUGUUUUUUAAAAGGCUUCACUAAGGGUUGAUAUGUACCAUUGUAUGGGGCAAUUUUAAGUCAGCUAAGGCAAUAACCUUAUGCAUGAACAUUUCCCAGACUUUCAUGAAGCUGUUGAGGUCCUAGGCAAUUAAUGCAGCAGUUGUGAUAAAUAAAAACAUCUCACCUAAGUCUCCUUUUCUUCAUAACAUAGAUACUGACAUGAUAGGAAGCUCUCAGCUUAGGGAAAGAGAAUAAAUUUUAGAUUAUAGAACAUGGAUUCAAAAGUGGCUGGAACAAAUUGGCUGACACCUUACUGGUAACCUGCUAUUCCUCUGGUGUUAUCCUUCAGGAUUGUUCCACUAAAAUUUAUUUUUCAAAAGAUUUACUUCACAUUAUUCUAUGUAAGUGAUCACUUGUCAGUGUUCCAGGUGUAUCUUAGCUAAAACUAGAGAAUGCCCUAACUUAGAUGGUUUUUGAAGCCUGUACAUUUGGUAUCGUUUGACCCUUAAGCUUUUACAUCUCUUAGCAUGGAGGACGAAGAAAGCUGUACAUUGUUGCUUGAGAGUCUGUACAUUUAGUCCAGAUUUGUAUUUGCACUGUCAGUAUGGCAAAUGAGUGAAAAAUGUUUAAUACACUAUUGGAUUUUUUAUUUCUCUUUUUGAUUCAGCUUAUACCAGGGCUGAAAACCUCAAUUUAUGUUCAUGACAGUGGGGAUUUUUUUAAAUGUCUACAUUCUUUCUAAUAAACUGUUGGAAGACUUCUUGGCUGUCCUUUUAAGUGUCUGGCUUACUGUAAUUUUUAUGUAUUUACCAUUUACUGGAAUGGAGUUUAUUUGAGGAAGAAUUUGGGAUUAUUCCUCUGUUUGAAAAAGAGGCUUGCUGUAAUGUCACAGGAAACCUUUUAAAAGUGUAUCUGUAAUAGCAUAUUGUAGAUGCACUUUGCAGCAGUUGGAAAAGAAAGUGUUGUGAUUUGAUUGAAAUAAAACUAAAUGUGUUGUCCUCCUCUAAA
Molecule: messenger RNA, 4841 nt
Organism: Pongo pygmaeus (Bornean orangutan)
Lineage: Eukaryota; Metazoa; Chordata; Mammalia; Primates; Hominidae
Gene: PTGES3
Product: prostaglandin E synthase 3
Exons: 8
Coding region: 3221-3715 (164 amino acids)
Biological process (GO): telomerase holoenzyme complex assembly; prostaglandin biosynthetic process; chaperone-mediated protein complex assembly
Cellular component (GO): nucleus; cytosol
Molecular function (GO): Hsp90 protein binding; protein-folding chaperone binding; prostaglandin-E synthase activity
Source: RefSeq, a predicted model, not a curated record